Megalopta genalis is the source of this 4488-nucleotide messenger RNA. RefSeq names its product superkiller complex helicase subunit twister (gene tst). Gene Ontology annotation, biological process: nuclear-transcribed mRNA catabolic process, 3'-5' exonucleolytic nonsense-mediated decay. Gene Ontology annotation, molecular function: RNA helicase activity; RNA binding; ATP binding. NCBI's taxonomy places the organism in Eukaryota, Metazoa, Arthropoda, Insecta, Hymenoptera, Halictidae. Gene Ontology annotation, cellular component: Ski complex. The record is from RefSeq and is a predicted model, not a curated record.
CCUCUCAAACAUCAAAGAAUAAAUUCUAAAAGAAUUCUUGCAGCGCACUAUUUACAUUUGUUGUUUAGAUUUCUUUUACAUAUACAUAUAUAUAUAUAUAUAUGUACAGUAAGUUCCAAACCCUACCCCCACAUGUUCUUUUUCCUCUUUAAGCACCAUUUUACUGCGCAACCAAUCCGCAGUGAAUGCUGCCUUAGCAUUAAAUUGUCAGCCAAUCAGAGCAAUUCAAUUUCCGCCCCCAUCUUCGUCAGCUUAGAAGCUGUAGCCUAGAGUAGAGGAGUUGAAGCUAGUUAUGUAUACAAUUAGACUGAAAACAUAACCUUAACAUCACUUAAUUAAUUUGCAAUCAGAAUCAUAGUUUAUAAUGCUAUAAUAAUACGUUUUGAUUGUUAUAAAUACAUUUAUUUUAUAAAACUAGUUUUAUGUUUCUACAUAUAUAGCAUCUUCCAGUCAUAAAAUCGACUUUCAAUAUUUGUUUACUGUCUAUUAUUUAAUGUAUUGUUUAUACAGUUAUAAAAAUUAACUAAAAUGUAUGUACCAAAUAAUUAAUAUAGAUUUAUUGUCUAUGUCACUUAAAUAUUUCGAAUAAAAUGGAUGUAAAAGAUAAUAUCAUGACAGAGUUUCCACUCGAAUUACCACCUAUUUGGCCAGAUAUCAAGACUGAGUUAAGAGAAUAUAUUGUAUGUUUGGAUAAUCUUCCAAUAUAUCAACUUGACAAUGCACAGUGUUAUUGGCCGAGGAAACCUAAUAUUUUGUCCCUUUUGGACUCUGAUAUAUCACCUCUUGGUAGUACCUUAAGAUUUAAUUGUGAUCCUGUUAGUGGAAAACAUGAGAAAAUGUGCGAAGUAGCUUUAAAAUCAGCUGGAGAAACUGCAAGGAAUUCUAUGUCCAUGACACGUGCACCAGGACCUGCUGCUGAAAGUAUCAGAGGAAAUAUGAGCAAUAUUCCAUUUUUUCCUGGUGGGUUUGAUGAACCUAAAAUGAUAGAGGAUUCAUUGAUGGAAGAAAUUGACUUUGAAAAUAAUUUAAGAACUUUGGCAAAAGGAUUCAGUGUUGGUACGGAGUUCAAAAGUGACAAUUGCACACCAAAAGAAGCUAGUACUCAAGAGGAACAAUUUUCUAAAUCAGAAAAAAAUGAAAUUGAAGAAAUAGCGGAUAAAAUUAAUUUAAUGUCUAUUGUAAACGAAGAGCGAAAUGUUCUGGGAUUAUGGUUACCAGAACCAACAGGAACAGAGGGAGACGAAAUUAAAGAAUCUUCGAAUGUGCAAGAACCAUCAUUUGAUGAUGUUGUUCCAUUAUUAGAAGAAACAAAUGUUCCUGUUUUGCAAAUCUCUGAGAAACCUGCAGAGAACAUGAAGUCAGUGUGGGCUGAACAAUUAGACGUCUCCACACCAUUAAUAGAUUUUGAAAAACGUAUUCCUGAACUAGCAAUGAGUUUUCCUUAUGAAUUAGAUAUCUUUCAGAAACAAGCAAUAUUGAAGUUAGAAGAGAGCUGCAACGUGUUUGUUGCAGCUCAUACGUCAGCUGGUAAAACAACAGUAGCAGAAUAUGCCAUUGCUUUAAGUCAGAAGCAUAUGACAAGGGUAAUCUAUACAUCUCCCAUAAAGGCAUUAUCGAAUCAAAAAUACAGAGAGUUUAAGAGGAAAUUCGAUAGUGUUGGAUUAUUAACAGGAGAAUUACAAAUUAACUCAAAUGCUUCAUGUCUCAUCAUGACUACAGAAAUUUUACAAGCUAUGUUAUAUUGUGCAUCUGAAGUUUUAAGAGAUUUAGAAUUCGUCAUAUUUGAUGAAGUUCAUUAUAUUAAUAACGAUGAUCGUGGUCAUGUAUGGGAAGAGAGUGUCAUUCUUUUACCAAAAACAGUUAACAUUGUAAUGUUAUCUGCAACUGUUCCAAAUCCGCUUGUAUUUGCUGACUGGGUCGGUCGUAUAAAAAAAAAGAAGAUGUAUGUGAUAAGCACACUCAAAAGACCGGUACCACUUGAACAUUACUUGUACACUGGAACUGAUGGUAGAACAAGAGAUAAUAAAUUUUUAGUGUUAGAUGAAAGUGGUCAAUUUAUACAAGAAGGAUGGUGCGAAGCAGUCAGUUCAAAAGAAUUAAAAAAUAAAGAUAAAGAGAUAAAAAGAACAACCAAUCAUCACUUGACUUCAAAGCAAGAGCAAGUAUUAUGGAACGCUUUUAUAGGUCAUCUUAGAAGCAAAAACAUGUUACCAGUGGUCGUCUUUAUGUUAUCGCGUAAACGAUGUGACAAAAGCGCUGUUCUGUUAAGAAACGUUGACCUCACAAGUGAAAGUGAAAAAUAUACUAUUAGAACAUUUUUUCAAAAUAAUAUUAAACAUUUGAAAGGCACUGAUAGACACUUGCCACAAGUUCUCAUGAUGCAAGAGCUGCUACAAAAUGGUAUUGGCAUUCAUCACAGUGGUAUAUUACCAAUUUUAAAGGAAAUAGUGGAAAUGCUUUUUCAAAAUGGAAUUGUAAAGUUAUUGUUUGCAACGGAAACGUUCGCAAUGGGUGUAAACAUGCCAGCGCGUACAGUGGUUUUUGAUUCAAUUAAAAAGUUUGACGGUACGAACUUCCGAAUACUUCAUGCUACUGAAUACAUACAAAUGGCUGGACGUGCAGGUCGUAGAGGCCACGAUACCGCUGGAAUGGUUAUAGUUAUGUGUAGAACGUCGGUACCACAUUAUAAUGAGUUGAAUGCCAUGAUGUGUGGUCAGGCUCAAAAAUUAGAAUCUAAAUUCAAAGUUACAUAUUCCAUGGUGUUAAAUUUGAGAAGAGUGAACGAGGCAGUAUCGGUUGAAGCGAUGAUACGUAGAUCUUUUAAAGAAUCUCCACUAGCCAUAAAACAGAGCUCUUAUAAAGCCCAAUUGCAAAAAGUGGAAGACAAACUGUCGAAGUUACCGCCUCUGACCGAGAUACAAAGAAAACUUUGCGACUUCUAUAGAGCAGCUAUUGAAUUCAUAGAAUAUUCACAGUAUUUGAAACCCUUGAUGUUUGAAACUCAGAAAAAAAUGAUGAAAAAUAUAGUACCUGGCAAAGUAUUGCUUGUAUCAUUUGAAAGUCAUUAUAAUAAAUUAGCUUUGCUACUGGGUAGCGUUCAGAGUAAAGGUAUGAGACAGUUUAGGGUAUUAAUCCUUAAAGAUUCAAAAGCAUCGAAGUCUAUUGAAGACAAGUCAGGAGUUCCUAAAGCUAAGAGUACACUGUGGCACGAUAUUGUUGCUUUGACGAAGAAAGAAUUAUAUGUGCCCAUUGGAGUUGCAACUAGCGAGGUAAUCACCAUACCCAUAUGGAACGUAAUAGAAGUAACUAGUCUCGAAAUUAAGGUAUCUUGUCCUUUGGUCCUGUCGGAUUGGGAGAAGAGGCAACUUCCGAGAUUUAGGAAUGAACCACUUGGUCCAACUUAUAAACUUGCUGAGCAAGAUUUGAUGUCAUUGUCUUUGAAUGCUGCGUGUAUUCCUACUAUUAUGGAACCUUUUGAAGAGAUGAAAUUGAAUUACGACGUCGGCAUGAAAAUGCAACAUUUGCUUCAAUUGAAACAAAAGGUAGAUAACAUGAGCUGUGCGCAAAUGUCAAAUUUCGAAGAACAAUUUGAACCAGUGUUUGACCGAAGUGAAUUGGAAAAUGAGAGAAAAAAACUUCAGCUAAGACUCAGUGAUGAAGAAUUAAGUCUUUAUCCAGAGUAUACGAACGCUGUUGCUCUUCUCAAAGAAUUAGGAUACAUAGACAACGAUGAAAGAGUUGCAUUAAAAGGUCGAGUUGCUUUGCAAAUGGGAAGUAAUGAGUUACUAAUUACGGAACUUAUUCUUAAAAAUGUUUUAACGGUACUUCAACCAGCUGAAAUAGCAGCACUGUUGUCCACUGUGGUAUUUCAACAACGAACAAACGUUGAACCAAAUCUUCCACCAUCAUUGAAGAAGGGUUGCGAUGAAUUAAAGCAAAUAUAUACCCAAUUAGAGCUUUUAGAACAAGCCUAUCAAUUAACAACAUUACAAUCACUAAAUUUUGGUUUAGUGGAAGUGGUUUAUGAUUGGGCACAGUCAAAGUCGUUCGCUGAAAUAAUGGAAAAAACAGACGUACAAGAAGGAAUCAUAGUACGAUGUAUUCAACAGUUAAAUGAAACACUAAGAGAUGUUAAAAAUGCAGCAAUGACUAUUGGUGAUCCUGUUUUGAAAGAGAAAAUGGAGAAAGCUUCUACAGUUAUUAAGAGAGACAUCGUUUUCACCGCAUCUUUAUAUACACAAGAUUAAUCAUGAAACAGCUUUUAUGUUCAGUAAUUUAUUUCACAUAGAACAUUUGAAUUUCGAUCAUAUGACAUACUCGUGGAAAGAUGUUUAUAUUUUUUAAAUCUAUACAUUCUAUAUGGAGUAUGUGCUAAGAGAAUGUACAAUAAGAUCUUGUUUAUACAAUGAAUGUAAAAUACCGUAAUUCCAUUUUACUUUACAUAAUCCUUUCUGUAUAGGUAUGCAAUAAAAGUGAGAACAUAAGGAA